GACUUACCCCGCCACGGCCGACCGCGGGGCAGUCGUCGACUUUUGCCCGACCGUGGAUCAGCAAAACAGUCCACCCCACCACGAGCCGGACAACCACGGCGACGACCAUCACGAAUUCUUCGCUCGAGCUUCACACUUUCCACCGCUCGAUUCCUGUUCUACGGCCGCCAUUCGUUUGACCACCGUCCGCUGCAGCCCAGUCCAACCGCCAUCAUGUUCAAGAAAGAGAUGCAGAGCUCCCCGAAGCAGAAGCUCAAGUCGUCGGUGCAGCGCUCCCUGCGCUCGGCGCUGCUCGCCACGUACCCGCUCCUGACGCCGCACAUCGACGAGAUCCUGCCCAAGAAGGCGUCGCUCGCCAGCAUGAAGCUGCCCGACCGCAACACGCUGUACGUGCUCGACACGGUGCCGCUGUUCUUCCAGCACGACACCACCGACAUCAUCCCGCAUCUGCGCCUGGUGCACCGCUUCCCCCAGGCCUUCCCCACCAUCCGCAUCGACCGCGGCGCCAUCCGCUUCGUGCUGUCGGGCGCCACGCUCAUGGCCCCGGGCCUGACGAGCAAGGGCGGCCGCCUGCCGGCCGAGGGCGCCGCCAAGACCCUCGAGGAGGGCAAGGAGAUGGACCAGCACGUCGACGCCGAGGGCCGCUGGAGCCGCGAGCUGCUCAAGGGCGAGCCCGUCGUCGUCAUGGCCGAGGGCAAGGAGGAGGCCUGCGCCGUGGGCUUGCUGGUCGCGGGCACCGACGAGGUCAAGGCGAAGGGCAAGGGUCCCGUGAUUGAGGAGGCGCACUUUUUGGGCGACGGCAUGUGGAAUCUGAACACCGAUUAGAAAAGGGUUAUGGGAAUAGGCUCGCAUUUGUAUAUGUUGGGUGGGAGGGAAUAGAUGUCUUGAUACCAAAUACACAAUCGUCACGAUCAUGAGGCAAUGGUAGUUUUUCGACCUCUGGAAAAGGGAGAGAAAUAUCUAUAUAAUCACUUCGCCUGCCAA
Ilyonectria robusta is the source of this 984-nucleotide messenger RNA. RefSeq lists its product as uncharacterized. The record is from RefSeq and is a predicted model, not a curated record. NCBI's taxonomy places the organism in Eukaryota, Fungi, Ascomycota, Sordariomycetes, Hypocreales, Nectriaceae. Gene Ontology annotation, molecular function: RNA binding. The coding region runs from base 214 to 825 and encodes 203 amino acids. Gene Ontology annotation, biological process: formation of translation preinitiation complex. The transcript is spliced from 2 exons.